Molecule: messenger RNA, 1450 nt
Organism: Oncorhynchus gorbuscha (pink salmon)
Lineage: Eukaryota; Metazoa; Chordata; Actinopteri; Salmoniformes; Salmonidae
Product: hairy and enhancer of split-related protein helt-like
Exons: 5
Coding region: 711-1445 (244 amino acids)
Biological process (GO): regulation of transcription by RNA polymerase II; regulation of neurogenesis; anterior/posterior pattern specification
Cellular component (GO): nucleus
Molecular function (GO): protein dimerization activity; DNA-binding transcription factor activity, RNA polymerase II-specific; RNA polymerase II cis-regulatory region sequence-specific DNA binding
Source: RefSeq, a predicted model, not a curated record
UGAGGUUAAUCCAGUCAAUCGUGACAUAGCAAUGUUUUUUUUUAUGUUGGCAGGGUUCACACAUACACUAGCUGAAUUUGCAGAGCUAGCGCGCAAACUAAAGCAAACAUUAACUAUCAAGCUAGCUAGUACCUAUUCCAUUUAUGUGGCGUCGUCAAAGAUGGAAUCUUUGCUAUUGUCAGUUUAUUCCAAGAUCAGCAUGCAUCUGUAGUGCUUCAAAGUCCCUGUGAUAAGGUUAGCGAUUAACUGAACUACACUCUCCUCUACCAUUGCCCUAAAUAUAUUUAAUGGUAUCGUUGCAAAAGCUAAAUUGUCGCUAGGGAACUUUUAUUUUUUUUCACCUUUAUUUAACCAGAUAGCAAAGAUUAUAGCAAACACCACAUGGUGCUCGCUAGCUUUGCAAAAUCAGCCAUUGUUGGAAGCCAGCCAACAUGAAACAAACUAUAUUAAAAUUACAAAAGGUUUCAGUAUAUGUUGUGUAAAUGGUGAACUCAUACAGCUGUCAACUCAUCACUGCAAUCCGUUUCACAUUUGCGAGCUACCUUUUAGAUCGAAGCCCAUAUAGAAUGAUAGAAGAUAAGAUGAUAGAAGCCCAUCUCCUACUGUAAAUAUCCUACACACUGUGUAGCCAGCCAGGUAGAAAAUGGCAAAAAAAAGAUGGACAUCAGAGUAUUUCGGUACACCAAAAUGCAAAGCAGAGCAGGCAACAGAUGGCACACAGACGGCAGAGCUGGGGACAGACUGGCAGAGAGUCUCAGAGAACUCCCAUCUCCCAUAAAGUGAUAGAAAAAAGAAGACGGGACCGCAUCAACCGCUGUCUAAACGAACUGGGGAAAACUGUGCCAAUGGCGCGCGCGAAACAGAACUCUGGAAAACUGGAGAAGGCCGAGAUUCUGGAGAUGACAGUUCAAUAUCUACGAGCGCUCCACUCCGCAGACUUCCCCAGGGGCAGAGAAAAAGGUGAGCUACUGGGGGAGUUCGCCAACUACUUCCACUACGGCUACCACGAGUGCAUGAAGAACCUGGUACACUACCUGACCACCGAGGAGAGGGUUGAGACCAAAGACAUCAAGUACGCAAGGAUCCUGGCCUUUCUUCAGUCCAAGUCCCGAGUCGUCAACGAGCCGGUGUUCGGCUCCCUGGGCACGUUGCCAGACCAGGCAGAUUAUCUGUGCCAGUUUCACUCCUCCCCGGAGUCACACCAGAGCCACAGCCCCAGCGACUCCGUGUUUCAGCAGAGCCCACCCGGACACUUCUCUUGGCACAGCACUGCACGCAGUCCAACCAUGUCGUACCCAACUGUGCCGCUUUCCGCGCCGACGCAACAGCACCACGGUGGCUACUUGUCACCAGUGCAAGGACUUGACCAUCACUACUUCAACUUCUUCAACGGCCACCCGCACGCGAAUGCGUUCAGUUUGCACAGUACGCAACACGCGUUGUAAAUAGA